This is a messenger RNA of Impatiens glandulifera, 1256 nucleotides long. RefSeq names its product feruloyl CoA ortho-hydroxylase F6H1-3-like. Bases 36 to 1097 code for a protein of 353 amino acids. The record is from RefSeq and is a predicted model, not a curated record. The transcript has 2 exons. NCBI's taxonomy places the organism in Eukaryota, Viridiplantae, Streptophyta, Magnoliopsida, Ericales, Balsaminaceae.
UCUUAAUUAAUUCUUUCUUACUCUUUCGUUUUUCAAUGGCCCCCUCUUCUGAUCAUAACACAUUUGAUGUCAUCAACUACGCCGUUCACGAAGGGCAUGGAGUGAAGGGUCUCUCCGAGUUGGGCCUCAAAUCCCUCCCUAAGCAGUAUGUUCAGCCCAUUGACGAGAGAAUCGACAUGACCACCGUCAUCGACGAACACUCCAUUCCCGUCAUCGACAUGUCCGAUCCAAAAGUCGCUGAUUCCAUUUGCGACGCUUCCGAGAGGUGGGGCUUCUUUCAAGUCGUCAACCACGGGGUCCCUCUUAAGGUACUCGACGAGGUCAAGGAAUCCACAUACCGCUUCUUCAGACAGACGGCUGAGGAAAAAAAUAAACAUUCAAAAGAUAAUUCUCCCACCAAUAAUGUCCGGUUUGGGACUAGCUUUACUCCUCAUGCUGAGAAAGCACUAGAGUGGAAAGACUUCCUCAGUCUCUUCUACGUCUCACAAGAAGAGGCCGAUGCCUGUUGGCCCCAAGCUUGCAAGGACGAAGCUUUGGAAUUCUUGAAGAGCUCAGAAGUCAUGAUCAAGAAGCUUCUCGUGGCGCUGACUCAGCGGCUCAACGUGAAAGAGAUCGACGAAGAGAAGGAAAACUUGCUGAUGGGAUCGAAGAGGAUCAACAUGAACUACUACCCAAAAUGCCCUAACCCCGAGCUCACCAUCGGAGUCGGGCGCCACUCCGACGUCUCCACUCUCACCAUCCUCCUACAGGACCAAGUGGGCGGGCUCUACGUGAGGAAACUCGAGACCGACAGUUGGAUCCACGUUCCACCAAUCGAGGGGGCCAUCGUCAUCAACAUCGGAGACGCCCUUCAGAUAAUGAGCAACGGACGCUACAAGAGCGUGGAGCAUCGAGUGGCUGCAAACGGAAACCACAACAGGAUAUCGGUUCCCAUAUUCGUGAACCCUAGACCAAACGACGUGAUCGGACCCUUGCGGGAGGUCAUAGAGAGCGGGGAGACUCCCAUCUACAAGCAAGUGCUCUACUCUGACUACGUGAAGCACUUCUUUAGGAAGGCUCACGACGGGAAGGGCACCGUUGACUUCGCCAAGAUUUAGUAUUUGAAUCAUAUAUACCAUACGAAUAAAUUUAUUAUUUUGAUUUAAUUGAUAAGUAUUUGUCAUAAUUUGUUUGUUGAAGAAACAAGGAGAUUAAUGUACUCAAUAUCAAUGUAUGUACUUAUUAAGUUUAUAAUAAUUUUUAUGAUGAGAAUCUUA